AUGGACAGAGAUAUAGCUAAAUACGAUUUAGAAUCAAGUUCAAGUGUUGAUGUGAAGAAAAAGGGAAAUAAUAACAAGAGUGUUUUUGAAAAGAUAAAACCAUUCGCUGUAGGAGGAGCGAGUGGUAUGUUUGCAACAUUUUGUAUCCAGCCAUUAGAUAUGGUAAAAGUAAGAAUUCAAUUAAAUGCUGAAGGAAAAAAUACAGUUAAGAAUCCAUUUGUAGUUGCUAAGAAUAUAAUAAAGAAUGAAGGAUUUUUGUCAUUAUAUAAAGGAUUAGAUGCUGGUUUAACUCGUCAAAUUAUUUAUACAACAGGUCGAUUAGGAUUAUUUCGUACUUUUUCAGAUAUGGUAAAAAAAGAAGGUGAACCUUUACCUUUUUAUAAAAAAUGUUUUUGUGCUUUAGCUGCUGGUGGAUUAGGAGCUUUUAUUGGAAAUCCUGCAGAUUUAUCUUUAAUUAGAUUACAAGCUGAUAAUACAUUACCAAAAGAAUUAAAAAGAAAUUAUACUGGUGUGUUUAAUGCAUUAUAUAGAAUUUCAAAAGAAGAAGGAUUAUUUGCUCUAUGGAAAGGUUCUGUCCCAACUAUAGCUAGAGCUAUGUCAUUAAAUUUAGGAAUGCUUUCUACAUAUGAUCAAUCUAAAGAAUUUUUACAAAAAUAUCUUGGUGUUGGUAUGAAAACUAAUCUAGUUGCUAGUGUUAUUAGUGGCUUUUUUGCGGUCACUUUAAGUUUACCUUUUGAUUUUGUUAAAACGUGCAUGCAAAAAAUGAAAGCAGAUCCUGUUACUAAAAAAAUGCCUUAUAAAAAUAUGUUAGAUUGUUCUAUUCAAUUAUAUAAAAAAGGAGGUAUCUCUAUUUUCUAUUCAAGUUAUGCUACUUAUUAUGUUCGUAUCGCACCACAUGCUAUGAUUACACUUAUAACUGUUGAUUAUCUAAAUAAUCUUUUAAAAAAAUAUUCGUAA
Molecule: messenger RNA, 957 nt
Organism: Plasmodium adleri (nom. inval.)
Lineage: Eukaryota; Apicomplexa; Aconoidasida; Haemosporida; Plasmodiidae
Product: dicarboxylate/tricarboxylate carrier
Exons: 1
Coding region: 1-957 (318 amino acids)
Molecular function (GO): oxoglutarate:malate antiporter activity
Source: RefSeq, a predicted model, not a curated record